GAGGCGGAUUAUACCAAUAAGAAUAGGGCGGCUGCAUAUUAAUCAGUCAACUAGUUCAUCAGUUAGUGGUUUGGGCGGAGAAAUGGAAAUGGAGUCCCCGUUUAAAUCCGACGUCCUCAAAGGCAAGGUUGCCCUGCUCACCGGCGGAGGCUCCGGCAUCGGCUUUGAGAUCUCCACCCAAUUCGGCAAACACGGAGCCUCCGUCGCCAUCAUGGGCCGCCGCAGGAAUGUCCUCGACGACGCCGUUUCCGCCCUCACCUCCCGAGGCAUCCCCGCAAUUGGUUUUGAAGGGGAUGUUAGGAAUUUGGAAGAUGCAAAAAGAGUCGUGGAGGCAACGGUGAAGCAUUUCGGGAAGCUUGACAUUCUGGUCAAUGCGGCCGCCGGCAAUUUUCUAUCUGCAGCUGAAAAUCUCUCUCCCAAAGGCUUCAAGACAGUUAUGGACAUUGAUAGUGUUGGGACAUUCACAAUGUGUCACGAAGCGCUCAAGUAUCUCAAGAAAGACGGACCUGGAAAAGCCGGAGGCCUUAUUUUGAACAUCAGCGCCACUCUGCACUACACAGCAUCAUGGUAUCAGAUCCAUGUGUCUGCAGCCAAGGCUGCUAUCGACGCGAUGACAAGAAAUUUGGCACUGGAAUGGGGCACCGAUUUUGAUAUAAGAGUUAAUGGGAUUGCACCUGGUCCUAUAGGAGAUACGGCUGGCCUGAGUAAACUUCUGCCUGAUGAAAUUGGUAACAAAAUAAGUGAUUAUAUGCCUCUAUACAAACUUGGUGAGAAGUGGGACAUUGCCAUGGCUGCCGUGUACCUUGCCUCGGAUGCUGGUAAAUACGUCAAUGGGAGCAUCCUCCCUGUUGAUGGAGGAUUGUGGCUGAGCCGUCCUCGUCAUCUAGCUAAGGAUGAGGUGAAGCAGAAUUCUCGAUCCAUAGAGAAGAGAUCUCGUGCUGCCCCAGUUGGCCUUCCGAUGAGCAAACUGUAGCUCAAGUUCAAAUUGCGCUGCAUACAUCAUGGACUAAAUUCGUAUGCAUUUAGUUGGAACACCAUUUGUUGAAUUCUACAGGUUUCAUUAAAAAUCAGAAGGAAAUAACUUAAUCUCCUUCGUAGUAAAUUAGAAGGAUUACAUGAUCAUUUGUGAAUGAAAAUUGAUGUUUCGAA
Salvia hispanica is the source of this 1149-nucleotide messenger RNA. Its product is annotated as peroxisomal 2,4-dienoyl-CoA reductase [(3E)-enoyl-CoA-producing]-like. Gene Ontology annotation, biological process: fatty acid catabolic process. Lineage: Eukaryota; Viridiplantae; Streptophyta; Magnoliopsida; Lamiales; Lamiaceae. Gene Ontology annotation, molecular function: 2,4-dienoyl-CoA reductase (NADPH) activity. The record is from RefSeq and is a predicted model, not a curated record. Gene Ontology annotation, cellular component: peroxisome.